CCGCGUACCUCGGUGACUAUCCCCGAAGCCACCCAGUGGUUCAGCAGUAGCCCAGCUGCACUCGGCGCGGACGCCGGGUCCCACGGGUUCGCGGCAGCCAUGGCUCCCGCACACCUCCGGAGCUGGCGCGAGGAGUGAGAGGCACACAACGAACGGUCGCGCGGCUUGAUGAUGUCACAGGGCGUUCCCGCCCGGGCGGAAGCCCUGGGAGCGCGUCUCAGGCGAGCGCGGGUCCCGGGUGUUCCCUGGCGGAGCCUUCUCUGCACUGAGCCGUAGGAGGGAACUGAGCCGCGGCGCUAGGAUGGGAAACAGUGCCCUCCGCGCUCAUGUGGAAACAGCGCAGAAAACUGGUGUCUUUCAGCUUAAAGACCGUGGUCUGACCGAGUUCCCCUCAGAGUUGCAGAAGCUGACAAGCAACCUUAGGACCAUCGAUUUGUCCAACAACAAGAUCGACAGCCUACCGCCCCUGCUAAUAGGAAAGUUCACACUGCUGAAGAGCCUCUCCCUCAACAACAACAAACUGACUGUUCUACCCGAUGAAUUAUGUAAUCUGAAAAAACUAGAGACUCUAAGUCUAAACAACAAUCACCUGAGAGAGCUACCGUCUACCUUUGGGCAGCUUUCUGCCCUGAAGACCCUGAGCCUCUCUGGGAACCAGCUGGGAGCACUACCACCUCAACUUUGUAGCCUGCGACAUCUGGAUGUAGUAGAUCUCUCUAAAAACCAGAUUCGGAGUAUACCUGACACAGUGGGGGAGCUGCAGGCCUUCGAACUCAACCUCAACCAAAACCAGAUAUCUCAGAUCUCAGUGAAGAUCUCCUGCUGUCCUCGCCUCAAGGUGCUCCGCCUGGAGGAGAACUGCCUCGAGCUCAGCAUGCUGCCACAGAGCAUCCUCAGCGACUCCCAGAUUUGCCUGCUCGCUGUGGAAGGCAAUCUCUUUGAAAUAAAGAAACUUCGAGAACUAGAGGGUUAUGAUAAGUACAUGGAGAGGUUCACAGCCACCAAGAAGAAAUUUGCAUGAUGUUCUCCAGGACAAUGGGAACCUUAAGGACACUGACUUGGAACCUCUGUUGGAAUUUGGCCGAGUUAAAGGCUCCGGAUGUUGGAGACACUCCAGAUUACAUUUCAUUUAAUGACUUUUUUCCUUUUAAGGACUAUCUCAGAUAAGCUAAAGGAAAAAGACUUAGGAGACAGGAAGAGCCCUUCAUUUUGAGCCAAUGGAUAGGGCGAUGGCCAAUGUUGAUCUUCAAAACCAUCAUUAGUUGGGCUCUAAGAACCAGUAGGUAGUUGCUAUUCAUGCAGUGAGGAACUGCCGCCUGGUAACAGAAUGACUCCACACCACAGCUAGAGGUUUUGUUGAGUUACAUCGUGCCAGCUUUCAUAAAGUCGGUUACCACA
Molecule: messenger RNA, 1398 nt
Organism: Peromyscus eremicus (cactus mouse)
Lineage: Eukaryota; Metazoa; Chordata; Mammalia; Rodentia; Cricetidae
Gene: Lrrc57
Product: leucine rich repeat containing 57
Exons: 6
Coding region: 302-1021 (239 amino acids)
Molecular function (GO): protein binding
Source: RefSeq, a predicted model, not a curated record